This is a messenger RNA of Pyrus x bretschneideri (Chinese white pear), 1189 nucleotides long. RefSeq lists its product as uncharacterized. Bases 259 to 960 code for a protein of 233 amino acids. The record is from RefSeq and is a predicted model, not a curated record. NCBI's taxonomy places the organism in Eukaryota, Viridiplantae, Streptophyta, Magnoliopsida, Rosales, Rosaceae. The transcript has 10 exons.
GCACCUGGCGAGACAAAAGUCAUGGGAUUUUUACUACUUUCCAGACAUGUUCUAGUCUCCUGAUUGGUCACCAAAGAUUCAAACUUUUUCAAAACUUCCUUCUGUUUUGUUUUUGCCCAUCUUCAAAAUUUGCUCUGCACUCUCCUCACUCUCACUUCAAAUAAAAAAAAUUCAAUCUUUAUACUUUCUCUUUGAUCGGGGAGAGAGAGAGAGAGAGAGAGGGACACCAACUUUCUCUCUCUAAAUUUGGGGUCAGAGAUGAGGCCUAAUUGGGAACUCACAAACUGCUGCAACCACGAGCAAGUCGUCUUCCUCAUCACCGUUGCUGUCUGCACUGUCGUCAUACUUGCUCUUUGGAGGACAGUACUUCUGAGACCCUUCAAGCUUGUCACUGUGUUUCUUCACGAGGCGAGCCAUGCUAUUGCUUGUAAACUUACAUGUGGUCAUGUGGAAGGGAUUCAAGUUCAUGCAGAUGAGGGCGGAACCACACAAACCCGGGGUGGUGUAUACUGGUUGAUUUUGCCCGCUGGAUAUCUUGGUUCGUCCUUUUGGGGGAUGCUCUUGAUUCUUGCAUCCACAAAUCUCCUUACUGCUCGAAUAGCUGCUGGGUGUUUUAUUGCUGCUCUACUGAUUGUACUGUGCAUAGCUAAAAAUUGGAUGCUUCGAGGACUCUGUAUAGGAUUCAUUGUUUUUCUCGGCGUAAUUUGGGUUCUGCAAGAAACAACAACAGUUCGUGUGCUUCGGUACAUUAUUCUGUUUAUUGGUGUAAUGAACAGCUUGUUUUCAGUCUAUGAUAUCUAUGACGAUCUUAUAUCCCGUAGAGUUCGUUCUAGUGACGCCGAGAAAUUUGCAGAAGAGUGUCCUUGCUGCACUGGCUGUGGAUGGGGUGUCAUCUGGGGUUUUCUAUCUUUCGGGUUUCUUUGCGGAGCCAUGUACCUUGGUCUUGUGAUUUUGUCUUAGAGGUUACCAAAUCCGGUAAAAUUAUUUGGCUGCUGCGAAGUUUCGACAGCACCAUGUCUGUGGCUGGCAAUGGUCCGUCGCUGCCACCGCCCACGAGCGCCAUCUAAAUACUGUCAAGCAGAUUUUUUCGUCAUUCUUAAGCUUCUAUCGAUUCAUUCUUUCAAACGAUUUGAAUCUCACAGAGACGAUUUAUCCCAAUGAAUUUUGUUUGCUACAAAUCUAUUAACCA